GGGACCCCGUAGUUGUGAAUUUCUACCACCCUCCUUCUUUAUAUUUUUAAUUUUCAUGACAUCCCGAGCCCUGGAGGCAGGCCCGGCCCGCGUCCCGUCUCCUGAUUGAUCGUGCUUUAAGCCGGGUUUUCUCCUCGGCUACGUGUGAUUUUAAAGUACUCAGUUCAGUAACACACACGUGUUAUGGCCAGACCUGCCUGAAUGUCCCCCAUCUGAACUUCAGCUCUUACAGUUCUCUGGGUUCAGUGAGAAUUAAGUGCCCGUGACACCACAGGGAGCGAAAGUACUUCAGCAUUUGGGGGAGGCCGCUGUGUAAGCGUGGUGGAGGCUUCAUGGUUACUAAACGAUUAAAUUUGCAGUAUAUGGGCCAUAUAAAUUGCCUUGCAAUUUCCGGUUGCUUUCCUCAUACAUAAAUUGCACAAAGUUUAUGGAUAAAAAUAAAGAUGCCAUACCCGAUUAGGGUUGCAGUGGGAUAUAUGCAGGAGUUGAGCAUCUGCACUGACCUUGGGGAAGGUUUGAAAGUAUAAAUGCUAAAAUGUGUUGUGGGCAGUUUUCCAUUUAUUUUCCUGAGUAUUGACUGUUACAAGAAAACAAAUACUCAGUGGCAUUUCCUGCUUACUUUUGCGUUUGACAUGCAAGAUCACAUUUGAUCAUGCAAGAAAGGAGUUUGUUUUCAUUUGGUAAUGCAAGAAAGGAGAAUAGAGUUUUCAGUGUGGUCUGUCCUUGUGGAUAUAAGCUGAAGAGGGACUUUUUUCCUUGCAGCAUUUCUAAUCUUAAAACUAUGUUAGCCAGCUCCAGUGAGAGGGCAUUCUCUGACAGAAGAAACCUGUACAGUCCCUGCCUCAGCUUCACAUGAGGAUCAAGUGAUAGGCUCCCUACAGUCAUCCCCUUAGAAGUGCUUCUCCCUGCACUGUAAAUGACAUCACCUUUUCAAUCAGAUCUAGAGUACCAGGUUUGCUUAGAGUGGUCAUUUAAGUAUUACCAUUUCCUAGUUUUUAGUUCUAUUAUCAAGAUUUUCUCCUGAAAUUUGGUUUCAUCCAAAUUUCAGGAGAAGCCCGAAGUUUCAGCCAAGCUCUUGGCUCUUUAGCAUGUUUUUCUUAAAUAAUAUUAUCAAAAACCUCACCAUUUCUGUCUUCAGCAGAAUGUAAGAAUAUAACUGGUUAUUACACUAAGAAAUGUAUAUUAAAUUAAUGUAUGGUUACAUACAUCAUUGUUUUUAUUAAGCACUCAGUGUGUGUUCAGUGCAGCAUAAACAUUAAACAAGAUAAUUCUUCCCCCGGUGAAUUUACAGUCCCAAAGAUCUUCAUAGGAAGGAGUAGUAAUAAUAUAUCAUUAGCACACCAUCUUUAAAUUAAUCUCUUUUUCUUUCCCUGUGGUUAACACUCAUUUGCUGUUGAUCAUGACUGGUGUAUCCUGGCACAUCCUGUAGUGCUGUUUGAUGAUGUUACAGAGCCCCGUUGUCCACUCUACCCCUCUGUGAGAAGUUCUUGUUCCGCACAUGUGGAAGGAGAGCAUAUGUCCCUGCUUCAGCUGCUGCCAUACAAAGCCCAGCAGCAGAGACCCACCUUUGAUGGUACUCCACGCUAAGACUUUGGUUGUUGUAUCAAAGCACAAUUUCCUCCUGCCACCUCAGCUUCCUGUGAGGACAGCUGGAAACACUCGUGUCUUUAACAGCUGCAGCAAGAUUCUAUGAAGCUCGUUGUUAAAGCCCUGAGAGAAGAGACUCUGCAAAUGGAAAGAGUGGCAUCCAGUUUUCACUGAUUUCUGUUGGAUUUAGGUGCCUAAUUCACUUCUAUACAUACCUUCAUAGUAGCAUCAUUCUAGGUGGGAAUUCUAUAGCCAAUAGAAUUUAUUUUAAGAAGAAAUUGGAGCUUUCCUGAGCAGAGCAUGUAAUAUGGCUUGGAUCAGAAAAAGAACUGAUGCUUCCCAAGGGAAGCAGGACUCUUGAACUGAACAAGUUGGCAGGUUAGGAUUUGACUAUGGCAGUGCGGUUUCUGCGGAAGGCAUCUGUGUGGUUAAAGAAGCACAAGAUCACUGUGGUGGCCGUUUCUUGCAUGGGACUGCUUGGCACUAACCUUUCCUAUCAUGUGUUUCCUGAGCAGACGUUCAGACUGUUGCACGAGGGCUGGUCAGAGGGGCAGCCAGCUGAGCUUUCCAAGCAGCUCUGUGGUGUGUUUCAGGAUGUCCUUCAGGAUACUGGUGUGAAGUCCACUGACUCCUACACAGCCUUUGCAGCUUCUGGCUUCCACCCUGUGAGCGCUGGAAUUCCCUGGCUGCCCUCAGGCUCUUUGGUGGGCAUCCCACCUAAUUUUGAUAGCACCGCUGAGGAUAAAAAAGGAAUAGUCAACCAUGUUGUUGUAAUAAAUGGCAAGGAAGUAGACUGGGAGAGCAGUGAAAGUGUGGCUUUGAAAGAAGCUCUCACAUUUUCCCUUAAUGCUCAGAAGUUUGCCAUUGCCAGAGAAGUUGUGUAUUUGCAGUCUGCCAGCCCUUUAGUGAGUGCAGCUGUGGCUCCAACUUGCUUGGCUGGGACGUUUGUCUGUGGGAGAGCUCUAAAGCUGCUUCUGGGGUUAUCCACGGGCCCUGUGAUCCUCCGCAGCCUCUGUAACCUUGUUACUGCCAUGGGAGGACUGCUCUGCUUCUAUGUCUCUUCUGAUGCUGUCACCUAUCACCUGGACUGCAAGGCCGACAGGAAGGCAGCCAGGCUUUCCAAGGACUACGCCAGAGGUGGCCUUGAAUUCUAUGAUAAAAUCUUGUCCCGCAACAGGAUUUUUCGUGGUCUGAUGGGCAAACAAGGGAUGAAAAUGUAUGCCCCGAGUGGUAACCUUUUCCCAAGGCACUGGUUCAGAAUAAAGUAUACACCAUACACUUACCGGAGAACUUUGAUUCUUAAUAUUUUAAGAGAGCUUGAGGCAUCAGAUGGGAGUGCUUGAAUUUUAAACUUGUGAAUUAUGUAUUUUGGAACACCGCUGUGCUGGUUUUUUGGGGUUUUUUUGUUGUGUUUUUUUCCUUCCGUAUCUUCAUUAGAAUUUUGGGGUUUAUUUUUGCAUGUAGUUCAGGAAGAGUUAUUGCACGUUCCUUGAAUAAAGAAUUCUCUCUUAAAAUAUUAAAGACUUGCUUCCAAAGUGCUCAGUUCUGUGUGCAUCUCAAAUCACAAGAUUGCUGAGAAGGGAAACUUUUCAGAUGCUGAUCUGGAAGUUCUGCUGUGCUGCAUUGCCCUCCUGCCACUUCAGUCUGGCAAAUUGGAAGGGGCAAGUCCAGCAGAGAGUUUUAGGAUCAUUAUCAUUUAAACUGGGGUGUUUGCUGUUUCUCCUAUGGAACAACGCAAAAAUAUUUUAAAAAAUGGGCAGUAUGUAUCAUGUGGUUGCAUAAAUAUCAAGAUACAGAAUGUUUCUGUUCUGUAUAAGUUCUUGUGCUGUGUAUAUUCUUAUGGUGCAAUCACCAUUCUUCAGGAGGAGACAUUAGUUAUGCUGCAGUUCCUACCAGUACAGAUUAUUACGAGCACCUGCAUCAUUUGCUUAAAUCUAGUUCUGCUCUCUCCAGGACAUGGUGACUGCAGAAUCACCAUGAAUGUUUCCCAGGAGUGGUAGUAUGUAAUAGGACUGUCCUGGGUUGAUUGUUUUCUCACAAGUGGGAUAAGCAUGUUGAGAAAAGGUUUUUCUGCUUGCUUUGGUAUAGUUUUUUAUUUCAUUUAAAAAUACAUAUAGAUGUAUGUCACCUCUUACAUCAGUGAAAGCAAGGUAUGAGACAUAAGUCUGGCAUUUGGUGCAAAAACUGGUAAGGUCUUUGAUGAAAUGUUGCCAAAGGAAAUUGUUCUCCUCUAUCUGACUGGCUUAAGAAGAUUUUGUGUGGCAGGCCAGGCUUUGCCCAGGAUUACUAAUCUUCUGGAGAAGUCUUUAGGGCACGGGCAGUAAAAUCUCUACUAUAGCCUCACUUUGAUUUUGAAGGUGGUAGUUCUCAAACUUUGUGGUGCUUUUCUUCGUUUCUGUUGCUGUUCCAGUAGCUCUCCCUGGUGACAUCAGAGUAGUUCUCCUCACCUCUGUUGUCAUUCUUAACAGCAGCUUCUAUUGUUUUGUGUCUUCUCAGUCAGAGGUCUGCUGAGUGUCCUCUCUGCCCUGGCUUUGUCCUUUUUUCAUCUGCUACAAUAAGAACUGUCAUGCCUGUGUUUGCUCAAAGCAUUAUUGAGUUCUGUUUUCCUUUUGAAUCACAUGGUGACAUAAAGUUGAUAUUCUGGCUGCUGAAGCACUGCUGUUGCUUUCCGUUGCUGAAGCCUUGCAUGUGAGAUGUGUGAGUUUCCACUGAAGUAAUCUGUGCCAUGUGCUUCUGAAACAUCACCUAUUGCUUGCACUUAUCCUCGUCUCAUUAAGUCAUGAGAUGCCUCUCUGGUGCUUUUCUGACUGUAAGCCAUAAAGCUCUUGUUUCUGUGUUCUUUGUGAAAGAGUUGGAUAAAAUUUCCUGGUCUGUGGAAUAAAAAAGUGACCUUACAUUUAGGCAGGAGUCUUUAAAAGCUUUGGGCUAAUUUUUUUUUUACUGAUCUUCCAGGUAAAUCCAAUAUAAGACAUUACAGAAGUUUAUUAGUAGAGUGACACAGUGAGUCAAGACUGGAAUAUAAUUCCUGGUUUAUAUAGCCUGUGAUUUCAGUUCAUCCUCCUGUUACUCCUUCAGAGAAGUCUAAACUCCAUGAAAUAUUCUGAGAGAGAAUAUUGGCUCACUUGGUUUAUGUGGUUGAAGGAGCUGCUGCUACAUAAAAAGUGCAGAGAGGAAAUCAAGGCCUUCUUUGAGAUUUACAACAAGUAGCAGUUUAAACAAAAUAAAAUUAAAGUAAUCUA
This is a messenger RNA of Parus major (Great Tit), 4826 nucleotides long. RefSeq names its product transmembrane protein 177 (gene TMEM177). Lineage: Eukaryota; Metazoa; Chordata; Aves; Passeriformes; Paridae. The record is from RefSeq and is a predicted model, not a curated record. Bases 1980 to 2930 code for a protein of 316 amino acids. The transcript is spliced from 2 exons.